UAAGGCGCGUAGUUUUGUUUAUAUAUAUAGAUAUCUAUUUAUAGUUGGUUGGUUUGAUGAUUAUAAAAAAGCAGCAAUAGCAGAUAUGCAUGUUUAUUUAUGGUUUAUGCAAAAUCCAAAAAGGCACGCAAAAGCAGUUCAUGUUUAUCCUUUAUAGUUAUACUACUGCGGCUGCGGGAUGUGCCUAUAUAAUAUUACGCCUCUUCUUCAACGCCAUGAUUCCAUAAUUAAGCUAAAUUGAUUGAUAAUGUGUAUUGCUGCGUUUCUUUGGCGAGCUCACCCUCUGUACCCUCUCCUUCUCUUGCAAAACAGAGAUGAAUAUCACCACAGGCCAACGGAGCCCCUGGCGUGGUGGGGCGGAUGCGACGUAUUAGGCGGAAGAGAUGCGGUGGCAGGAGGAACAUGGUUGGGAUGUUCAAGAGCAGGCCGGGUUGCCUUUCUUACAAAUGUUUUGGAGCUUCAUGCCCUACCUGAAGCUAAGAGCCGAGGGCAACUUCCUGUCCUUUUCCUCGAGAGCCUAAAGACUCCCAAGGAAUUUGCAGACAUGCUGGUGAAAGAGGCUCACAUGUACAAUGGAUUUAACCUCAUAUUGGCAGACUUAUCAACCAAAACUAUGCUCUAUAUCUCCAACAGGCCCAAAGGUGAACCUAUUGUCGUUCAAGAGGUUCCUCCGGGAAUUCAUGUGCUCUCAAAUGCAAACCUCAACUCGCCCUGGCCGAAGGUGAACCGCUUGAAACUGAAUUUCAAACAGCAGCUCGAAAAAUAUGGUGACGAUGAAAUACCUGUUGAAGAGUUGCUUGAAAAUCUAAUGAGAGACACUGUUAGAGCUGAGAUAAAUAGGUUGCCUGGAAUUUGCUCUCGUGACUGGGAAUACAAUUUAAGUUCCAUAUUCGUUGAAGUUGACACCCCACUGGGUUGUUACGGCACAAGAAGCAGUAUCGGGUUGACUGUAAGAGCAAACGGAGAAGUAAGCUUGUAUGAAACAUAUCUUGAAGACGAUAUCUGGAAGAACAAGACUGAAUUAUCGCAUUUCAAAAGCAAAAAUUCACUGAAGUGAUUACCAGUGCCUAAAUAAGGAAAUUCAUCUAUUUAUAAUAUACAUGCAUUUUCAUGCUUAGUUUGAUUUAUUUAGUCAAUGAGGUUGGUAAAUCAUUUGUGCAAUAUAAUAUUUGCAUCAACUAGGCAAAUCUAUCAAUGGAGUAUCAACAUUAAUAUGACUCUAUAUUAUGCGCCCAUCACUU
Molecule: messenger RNA, 1241 nt
Organism: Mercurialis annua (annual mercury)
Lineage: Eukaryota; Viridiplantae; Streptophyta; Magnoliopsida; Malpighiales; Euphorbiaceae
Exons: 5
Coding region: 248-1057 (269 amino acids)
Source: RefSeq, a predicted model, not a curated record